Messenger RNA from Tripterygium wilfordii, 1458 nucleotides. RefSeq lists its product as uncharacterized. The transcript has 5 exons. The record is from RefSeq and is a predicted model, not a curated record. NCBI's taxonomy places the organism in Eukaryota, Viridiplantae, Streptophyta, Magnoliopsida, Celastrales, Celastraceae. The coding region runs from base 128 to 1168 and encodes 346 amino acids.
CAAUGACCCGCUUCAACCUCUCUCAUACGUUGAGGGAAAACAAUACAAGUCUAUGACCAUCUUUUUUGGAGUUUGACUUUCUCCACUCGAUCUCAACAUCACGAUACAAUCUCCCGAGGAAUCAGUGAUGGCGGGCCUGCUGGAUUCAGAGGUUCAAUUGGCUACAAACGAAGGUCGUACUUUGAACCAAAAUCAAAUUCCCGAUGAUAGUGCGAUUGACGUCCCUAGUCAUGCAUAUGAUGCUUUGGCCCGUAGUGAAUCAAGAAAAAGGAGAAAUAUAAAGUGGACGUUGUUACUCGGCAGUUUCAUUUUUGAGGGUUUAUCUUUAGCAUUUGAUCAGUUAAGCUCGUCAAAAAAGCCAAUCUAUGCGUUUAUGUCAAUGAUAACGGCUUCAUUGGGGUUGGUCAUAUCAAUCAUUGAGCUUUCUUAUAGAGUUCGAGAGAAUGAUAUGAUCAUUUCGCGACUCCUUGGAGAUGCAUCGGGAAAUUUUGGAUUUUUUGGCUCAAUUUGGCAAUGCGUUAAUGCGGUAGUGCAAUAUGUUUAUCUGUACGAGAAGAAGGUCAACAACCCCAUCAAAAUAUCUGUCCUACCUCUAAUCUUCUUAAUAUGUGCUGCAAUCUCUAAAUUAUACAAAAAAUACUGUGGUGAAUCUAGUACUCCACGACAUUCAUACAAAACAGGAGAGUCCUCUGUGGAUGUUUCAAGGAUGACCACUUUGUCAAGAGUUGAGUCUUCAAUCUCCCAGGGAAAUGCCAGGGCAAUUGAGGAGACUGAACCGUUGGUGGAAGAUCAUCCUGGAGUGCUCAUCCCCACCAAAGAAUUCAGAAAUGGCACUACAGUUCACCGGCGAAUUCAGAAGAGAAGAUUAAAAAGGAAAUCUGGGAUCAAGAGGCUAAGAGCAUUGAAAGCAAAAAUCAGAGACGAACAAAUAUGUGGAAAAGAAGGGCAGAAACAAGAUAGGAAAAGACAUGAAAAGAUUGUAGUGAAGGGCAAGCAACUGUGUAAAGAGAUGGAGUUGACAGCAAAGCCGAGUGCGGAUAUCCAAAUGAGACUAAAUCUAAUGUUCAGAAUAUUAAAAGCAAGAGUUGAGGAGGAUACUGCUUUGGUUGCUCAACUCACUCAGUCUCUUCGUGAUUUAAUAGCUAAGAAGAACGAGCAAAUCCAAUGAAGAAUUCUGCUUGUGUGGGCUUGUAUCUGUUUAGAAGGAAAAGAGAGCAUGUGUGUGGCAUCGAGUGAGAUUGAUAUAAAGAGAACUCUGUUCUAUCCUAAUUAUCUUGUGUUCAUUUCUCUAGUGUUUUCUUCUUUCAAUUAUAAGUCUUUAUGUAGAGAAACUUGAGAUUGUAAUUGUCUCUGUUUUACUAGAACUUAUUGAUGAAGUAGUGAUAAAAUACAUAUUGUGACCAAGAGUGUCUUUAGCCCUUUCUCAUUUAUAUAUAUCAUUAUUUGUCCUUUGUUUUC